GCGGGCGUUAGCAACUUUCAAGGCAGACGCCAGACAAAAGGGCGACGGCGACGCUGUUCAAUCGAGUAGACAAACAUUGAAAAUGUUGAAAGAGUUGGUGAAGGCGCGACUAAUGGCGGCAGCCGAUGAAAUAUCGGCGCUGUUUGAAAGAACAAUAGCGUCGUACGAGGAGGAACUUUCCCGAGCGAGAGAGAAGGAGCGACAUCGACAACAGCAGGAAGCUGUUAGCAAGACUCACGUUGCGGUACACAACGAAGACAUCCAGCAGCUGAUUGAUAUUCAAGAAGAACAUCCCCCUCAGCCGCAAGUGAGGAGCUCCACUUUGAAGCAUGGGGAUCCUCAGCCCCCCAACGUUAAGGAAGAAGAAGAGGAGCUUUCGACCACUCAGGGGGGAGAGUGUCUUCCAGGGCGGGAAGAAGCUGAUCUCAACAAGUUGCCACUGACUGGUGUCUCUUUGAAGACUGAAGACAGAUCACCUGAGUCCUCACAGCUUCAUCACAGUCCGAGUGAGGAGAGCAGAGGGGCGGAGCCUGCAAGCAGCAGCAGCAGCUCACCACAACACAUGACAACAGAAGCUGAUGGAGAUCACUGUGGAGGAUCACACGCAGACAAGCUUUUAGCUCUACUGUCAGAUAAUGACAACACAACGUCACACUCUCCUCAGGGUGGAGACAAUGACCACACCCAAGAAGCUUUGAGCAGCGAUGUAAACUGUGAUGGUGAUAUGAGGACUCACACAGACAACAAACACUCUGAAUGCUCUGAAAAGAAGACUGGUAAAAAACAUUUGGCCUGUUCAGAAAGAUUUUCUCUAAAAUGCAAUUUGACUCAACAAAUGUUGACACACACAGGAGAAAAACCUUUUAGUUGUUCAGUUUGUGGUAAAAGAUUCUCUCGAAACUCACACAGGCUGUCACACAUGAGAAUUCACAGUGGAGAAAAACCUUUUAGCUGUUCAGUUUGUGACAAACGAUUCUCUCAAAAGUCACAUGUGGAAUCACACAAGACAACUCACACUAGAGAAAAACCUUUUAGCUGUUCAGUUUGUGACAAACGAUUCUCUCGAAAGUCACACGUGGAAUCACACAUGACAACGCACACUAGAGAAAAACCUGACAGUUGUUCAGUUUGUGACAAAGGGUUCUCUCAAAGGUCACACAUGGAAUCACACAUGAGAACUCACACUGGAGAAAAACCUUUUAGCUGUUCAGUUUGUGACAAACGAUUCUCUCGAAAGGGACACUUGGAGGCACACAGGGCAACUCACACUAGAGAACCUUACAUUUGUUCAGUUUGUGGGGAUAACUUUACUUUAAGGUCGUAUUUGACAAGACACAUGAGAACUCACACUGGAGAAAAACCUUUUAGCUGUUCAGUUUGUGACAAACAAUUCUCUCGAAAGGGACACAUGGAGGCACACAUGGCAACCCACUCUAGAGAAAAACCUUACAUUUGUUCACUUUGUGGGGAUAAAUUUUCUUUAAUGUCGUAUUUGGCAAAACACAUGAAAACUCACAAGGGAGAAAAACCUUUUAGCUGUUCUGUUUGUCACACUCGAUUCUCUCAAAAGUCACACAUGGACUCACACAUGAGAAUUCACACUGGAGAAAAACCUUACAGUUGUUCAGUUUGUGGCAUGACAUUUUCUUUAAGGUACUAUUUGACAAGACACAUGAGAACGCACACCGGAGAAAAACCUUUUAGCUGUUCCGUUUGUGACAGACGAUUCGCUCGAAGGUCAACCGUGGACUCGCACAUGAUAACGCACACUGGAGAAAAACCUUUUCAUUGUUCAGUGUGCGGUAAAGAAUUCACUCGUAAGUCCAGAAUGGUAGAACACAUGAGGAAAAAACACAGAGGAAAAAAAGGUUGUCAAGUAGGGUUGGGGUCAAUCUCGGAUAAGAAUAAGAUAAACGAUGACGUCUGAAAUUAAAUGAACGGUCGGCAGAAACAUUGAAACCAUAAAAGCUUUGGAUGGUCUUUUGAAUGUUCAUCCAUACCGUAGAUAACUAAUGCAAUCAAUAUCAAAUAUGUAUUAUGUUAUUUACAUUUUUAUCAUGCUGCUGUCAUAGAUAAAUAAACAACUAUGAAACAGGAGUGAAAUGAAGUGGUGAUUUUGAGACGCCAGCGAUUUUUCUGAACUGAUGCCAUCUUGGCUGUGAUGUCACAACCAGAACACGUUCCAGGAACCAGAUCCAAACCCAUACAGCCAUGAACUCACAGCAAAGCCAAGAAAGUGACGUAUUAACAACAAUAACACAGUAAUAUUGUGUGAAUGCCUGACAGAAAAUGCAAAUUUUGAGCAGAUUUUGGCUUUUAUAGCCUGUGGUGUUAAACUUUUGAUCAGGCCUAUUUCAGCCUAUUUCAGUUUAUUUUCAAUAAAUUACUUUUUCACUGUGCUUUUUUGUCUUACUCUCCCUUCUUGCUUUUUUAUAUUGUAGCGCUACUUAAAAUGUCAUUAAGAUCCAAAUGUGCAAAAUGGUAAUUGUAGCAAUUUUUCAA
Messenger RNA from Dunckerocampus dactyliophorus (ringed pipefish), 2502 nucleotides. RefSeq names its product gastrula zinc finger protein XlCGF57.1-like. NCBI's taxonomy places the organism in Eukaryota, Metazoa, Chordata, Actinopteri, Syngnathiformes, Syngnathidae. Bases 83 to 1927 code for a protein of 614 amino acids. Gene Ontology annotation, cellular component: nucleus. The transcript has 2 exons. The record is from RefSeq and is a predicted model, not a curated record.